Molecule: messenger RNA, 4859 nt
Organism: Amyelois transitella
Lineage: Eukaryota; Metazoa; Arthropoda; Insecta; Lepidoptera; Pyralidae
Gene: ckn
Product: caskin-2
Exons: 11
Coding region: 400-3018 (872 amino acids)
Biological process (GO): cell surface receptor protein tyrosine phosphatase signaling pathway; axonogenesis
Cellular component (GO): focal adhesion; axon
Molecular function (GO): protein phosphatase binding; signaling adaptor activity
Source: RefSeq, a predicted model, not a curated record
UGAAGAUCUUGGCUUGCACGACGCACCUUUCAUCUCGCACUUAGUGGAAAGAACGAAGUAUUCCUAAGUCAGAGUUUAGAUAGAGCAUUAAAUAAAAUAUUCAAAUGAGCGCUACGAUAUACCAUCCGGACCACCGAAACAGCCAAAACAAUGGCAGACCUUGCGUCUGCCAGACGACAUUGACUCUCCGAAUGUAAAUUUGAGUUACUGAACAAUAAACAUAGUGAGUUUAGAAGUCGAUAUAUGAAUAAAGGCUGGCGUGUGUGACCCUGCUGCGCCUACGGGACCAGCCGCCGUGGGUGGACGGCAUAGUUCCAAACCGCCUAGUACGACAGUGGGUGUUUGAAUGGAGCCAGUUAAUAAUAAUGGUUCUUGAUACAUUUCGUGGAUCUCGUUAAAAUGACGAUAGACAGAGCUGGUCGACCUCCUGCUCCCCGGAGAGCCUCUUCCACGUAUAGAAGCUAUGAUGAACUUGGAAUAAUAGAAAGAACUAGACCUCUGAGAUAUCGACACGGAGGUAUCGAAGAUCUUACGGGCAUAGAAUCACCCAGGACGUACAGGAAUUACGAGCAACAAGAUUUAGAUGAUAUAACCGUAAUUAGUUCGGAAGAAAUGCCUAAACCUAAGAGAAAAACAAUGGAAGGUUUCGCUAACGGGUUUAGAAGAACUUUCUCAGUAAGGAGUAGGAGAGAUGAGCCAGAAGGAAUUCCAUUAGAUACCUUUAAUGCGAAUUGUGAAGAGAACUUUGCUUCGGUUAGAGGUGCUCCUUUCGGCAGACGUAGAUCCUUGUCUCGGGAGCGCGGGUCGUCUUUUUUGGCAAGAAGUUCUUCAGAAGGUGAUGUAAGAGUGCCUCUUCCCCGCGCCCCUCCCGCGGCUCCCACUCCUCGUCUCCAUCGCUGUCUUCGUGCUCUUGGAGGAAGUUGGAAAAAUCUUCUAUUACUGGGCGGCAUGUCGCGCGGGGGGAGCGGCGCCGGCAAGACAGCGACGGCGAAGCGCGUGCCCCCUCCCGCGGUGCCCGGCGACGCCUUCGGGACCCCCCAGCACCGCCACUCGGGCUCCAGCUUCGGCUCCCAGGGCUACGCUUCUUGUGAAGAGCAGCCGUAUCCUCAACCGCCUGAUACGCCUUCGCAUACUCGAGAUGACCAUUCAGACUAUGGCAGUACGGUGUCAGGUGUGUCGGGAGUCAGCGGCGCCAGUGGCAGCCUGGGCAAGAGUCCUGCUGGGGGAGGCACCUUCACAUUCCCCCCACCGUCGCAGCCACUCACACAUAAAGCGGCGGUGUACUACCAUCACCAGUUAGCGCUCAGUGAUGACCAGGGCAUCGAUAUGACGCAGAGCCCCGGCCGCGACAGUCCCGGUUCCUCAUCAGGUUCCGCAGGGUCCGGAUCCCGUCACUCCUCAGCGUCACUGGACAGCGGCAGAGCAUCGGGUCGUAUUCCUCAUCACCACCACGCGGCGUGCCAUUGCGGAGACACGGCCGACAGGGUUCGAGCUAUGAUCGCACAGGGAUUGCCUGACGCAGACAUUAUCCACGCGUGGCUUGCUGAUCUCCAAAUGGAGGAGUACGCGCGCCUGUUCAUCGAAGCUGGAUACGAUCUGCCUACAUUAACGAGAAUGACUCCUGAGGACCUGACAGCGGUGGGAAUAAAAAAGCCCAACCACCGCAAGAGGUUAAAGGCAGAACUCGCCAACUUGAACGUGCCGGAUAACCUGCCUGACUAUAUACCGGGUUCCUUAGAAGAGUGGCUACGGCUGCUCCGCCUGGAGGAGUACGGGCCGGCGCUGGUCGCGCAGGGGUACCGCACCGUUGUUGACGUCACGCAACUCGCAUGGGAGGACUUGGAAGACAUGGGCAUAGUUCGUCUAGGUCAUCAAAAGAAAAUAUUACUUGCCAUCAAAAGAGUUAAAGACAUAAGAGCGGGGAAACGAAGCAUCAGUAACCAAGGUUCUUUGGACUUUACAAGACUACAACCUGGCCAGGAAUUAUAUCCGAGGGAGCUCCAUUACCAGCCCUGGACACAUGCGAGGAGUUACCAUAAACCCCCCGACCUAACUUUUGACGCCCUACAAACGCCCCAUUGUGGCACAGAUCUGGUUCCCAUACAGAUUCGUCACCCGCGCGGUAAGUCGCUAGAGAGUCUAGAAGACCCGUCAGAGCGGACGUCUCACACGACAUUCUCGCCCGAAGCCGGCUUCUACUACGGCGGUGGACAGUGGCGGCGAUCCUACGACGACGGGGACAUUACACCUACGAACGACAACGCGUACGAAGGAGGCGGUACACUGCCGCGUCCGAGAGGGCUGGUGCGGCCGCGGCCCGUCGCGAAGAUUCAAGCUACGCCCGCGUACAGAGACAAGUCGCCGGACUACACGUACGACGAGAUCGCUUACUCGGCCCGGCUGCAGCGCGUGGCGUACGGCGCGAGUCCCCACGUGGCCCGCAAGCCGCCGCCGGAGCCGCCCAAGCGGCAGAGCUCGCAGUACGCGCAGUUCUCCAGGUUCGGGCAGACCACGGUGGAGAUCCACCCGGAGAAGAGCUUGCCGCUGAGCCUGCCCGCGUACCCGAGCUCGGACUCGCUGAGCGUGUCGCUGGACAGCACGGGGCUGCUGCCGCCGCCGCCCGCGCCUUCUUCUCCCCCGAGGCGGUACGAGGAGGACAAGCUGAGGACCGGAUCCGACGCUAGUUUUAAGUCAAGUUCAAGCACGGAAUCCGACAGCAUCCCAUUCGCGAAUGAGAACGCCGGUACGAUAAAGCAGAAUCGCAGUCAGCUGGGAGGCCGGCCGCACACCGUGGACUACAGCAGCCGCGGCGGGCUGCCGCUCGCCGGCCUGCCGCCGCGGACGGCCGCCGACAUGAAGCCGGCCUCCUCCCACGCCCUCCCCGAACACAAAGAAGAAGCAAAGAGCACGGAACCAGUCGACGUGCUCAACGACAUCGGCAACAUGCUGGCCAACCUAACGGACGAACUAGACGCCAUGUUGGAAGAAGAAAAACGUCAAGGACUCGCCGAUUCCUAACUUAGUGAGGCUAGAUUUGCAAUCUAUUCAACAUUUAUACUCGAAUACUUUGUGUACUAAAAUUCCAAAGAUAGCCUCAUUGGCAUUGCUAUAUGCGCAUCUAUUUAUGGGUGUUUGUGUUUUUUGGGGAACAUUGCAAUACAUGAAAGCAAUCGUUUGAACUUGCAUUUAAAAUGCUAUGCUUAGCACACUUAUCUGUUUUUGACACGUGCAUUACGUCCUGCAGAUGCAAAUUUAUAAUGUACAAUAGUUUACUGUAAUCAAUUAGCAUUUGUACCGACGUAGUACAUUUUUAUACUAUCCAUAGAUAAAGAAUUUAUACUGAAACUAAUUAUAAGUGAAACUGUGUGUUUUUGUUGUCUUUAUUUUAAUAUUUAGUUCCUUGUUAAAUUAAAUAAUUAAUCGGGAUAGAAAACGAUAAGACAUAGUCGGAUCCAAAACAUAUAAAUGCGGGCUAUUUUUGUAAAUAUUGUUUUACUCUAAUGAGAUAUAUCCCGAUUGUUAGAUUUUCGUGUACAGUAAAUUGUAGAGUACUCGAGUAUGAUGUAGUAUGACGUAGUUAGAAUUUAUACAAAAUAUUAGCUCUAGUGAUAGUGUGACAUAGGGGUUAUUAUAAUAAAUGUAUCAUAGAACUGCAUAUGGUUAGAGAUAGGACCUCAUAGACAUUUGUAUGGUAACAAUUCUAUAUUACAUAAGAAAAUGCCCAUGCAUACAAUCGUGCUUUUUCAUAUAUUUGUAUAAUGUCAUCGUCAUAGUAGCAGAGCUUUGGCAACAACAUUUCCACUGCAUACAUUUUUUAUUAUGGGCUGAAGCAAAUCCGCUCGAGUCGCGAAAAAGUUGCAUUAUGAUUUGACUUUUUAACUGCUCCAACAAUGAACUAAAUAUCUCAAACUAUUUCGUCUAUAUUUACACUCAAAUACAAAAUGUUUUGAUUUUUUUUUAAAUACCUUAUGUUUUUAAUAUAGACACGUGAUAUUUAGUGGCCAUAAAUACUUUCCUAAUGACAUAACAUACCUAUUAAGUCAUUUAAAUAACUUUGUGUACUCCAUCGCUUUUUUGUUCUGUUUUUAAGUUCAAACAUUUAUGGUUCCAUUGGUCUGUGGCUGUUCUAAAAUAAUUAUUAAUGGUCGAAUUAUUGUUAUGCUGGAACCUACAAAUCUUAAAAUAACUGAGAAUUUUAUUCCUAUUCUUAGUAGUAGUCUAAAAGUGAACUGUAAUGUUAUUCUUCAUAAUGGUUUCACCAAAAUAUUUUAUUUAUUGGUAUUGCGUACAUGUCGAAAUUAUUCAUGGUUGUAUACAUUAAAUUGUUAUUUGUCGUCGUAUUUAAAUUUCAUUAGUUGCAGUAAAAAUAACUAACAAAAUGUAAAAUAAACCAGUCGAAACUAAAAUACGAGUGACUAAUAAGCUUUAUCCUGUAAAUAAUUAGACAGUGUUUCUAUACAUUCUUUGUAACAGCGUAUUUAGAUAUUUUGUAUAGGUACUUACCUCCCUUAUUAUAUUUCGUACGAUUACGUCUAAAAUGUAUUGUUUUCAUCUAUACUGCCAUCAAGACAAUGUAAUGUUCUUAGUUGAAAAUUUAUUUUAAAUGCAAUGCCGAACAUUUAAUUUUUAAAUGCAAUGCCGUCACUCCCUUUUGUAAUUUUAGGAAGGUGCUAGCAUUACAUUAAUUAAGUAGGUUUCAAUAAAUAUGGGAUACGUUUGUUUUGUUCACCGAACUAGUCAAAAUUUUCUAGAGUGACGGCGGGAAGUUAUAUUUAACGAUUGUAGCCAACUGGCAGCUUAACACCUUACUUAUUUUAUAGUUGAGUUCUUAUCUGAAUAAAUAUAUUUGUAAUAUCUAA